This is a messenger RNA of Corapipo altera (White-ruffed manakin), 1784 nucleotides long. Its product is annotated as sodium/calcium exchanger 2-like. Gene Ontology annotation, cellular component: postsynapse; sarcolemma; axon. Lineage: Eukaryota; Metazoa; Chordata; Aves; Passeriformes; Pipridae. The record is from RefSeq and is a predicted model, not a curated record. The transcript has a single exon. The coding region runs from base 14 to 1783 and encodes 589 amino acids. Gene Ontology annotation, molecular function: calcium:sodium antiporter activity. Gene Ontology annotation, biological process: sodium ion transmembrane transport; calcium ion import across plasma membrane; cell communication.
CUCCGCCCCCGCCAUGGCCGCCGUGGGCGCGGCGGCGGCCGCCUGGCUCCUGGUGGCCCCGCGGCUCUCGGGGGCGUCCCCCGACGGCUCCGUCGGCGCCAACGCCAACAACGGGACGUGCCGCGGCUCGGCGCGGUGCCAGCCCGGCGUCCUCCUGCCCGUGUGGCAGCCGGACGAGCCGGCGGCGGGCGACAAGGCGGCGCGGGCCAUCGUCUACUUCGUGGCCAUGAUGUACCUGUUCCUGGGCGUGUCCAUCAUCGCCGACCGCUUCAUGGCCUCCAUCGAGGUGAUCACGUCGCGCGAGAAGGAGAUCACGGUGACCAAGGCCAACGGCGAGACCAGCGUGGGCACCGUGCGCAUCUGGAACGAGACGGUCUCCAACCUGACGCUGAUGGCGCUCGGCUCGUCGGCGCCCGAGAUCCUGCUCUCGCUCAUCGAGGUGUGCGGGCACCGCUUCCAGGCGGGCGAGCUGGGCCCCGGCACCAUCGUGGGCAGCGCCGCCUUCAACAUGUUCGUGGUGAUCGCCGUGUGCGUCUACGCCAUCCCGGCGGGCGAGAGCCGCCGCAUCAAGCACCUGCGCGUCUUCUUCGUCACGGCCUCCUGGAGCAUCUUCGCCUACAUCUGGCUCUACCUCAUCCUGGCCGUCAUCACGCCGGGCGUGGUGCAGGUGUGGGAGGCCUUCCUCACCCUGCUCUUCUUCCCGGCCUGCGUCGUCUUCGCCUGGGCGGCCGACAAGCGCCUGCUCUUCUACAAGUACGUCUACAAGCGCUACCGCGCCGACCCGCGCAGCGGCAUCAUCAUCGGCGCCGAGGCCGAGCGCCCGCCCAAGGACGUGGAGGCCGACGGCGGCUUCCCCCCGGCGCCGGCCCUGCCGGAGCCCGAGGGCUCGGCGGCGUCGCCGUCGCCCACGCCCGAGGAGCGGGAGCUGGACGAGAGCCGGCGCGAGGUCAUCCAGAUCCUCAAGGACCUCAAGCAGAAGCACCCGGAGAAGGAGCUGGAGCAGCUGGUGGACGCCGCCAACUACGUGGCGCUGGUGCACCAGCAGAAGAGUCGCGCCUUCUACCGCAUCCAGGCCACGCGCCUCAUGACCGGCGCCGGCAACGUGCUGAAGAAGCACGCGGCCGAGGCGGCGCGGCGCUCGCCGGCGGCGCCGGGCGAGGACGACGAGGAGGAGGAGGAGGACGAGGCCUGCAGCCGCAUCUUCUUCGAGCCCUGCCUCUACCACUGCCUGGAGAACUGCGGCUCGGUGACGCUGGCCGUGGCCUGCGAGCAGGGCGUGGGCGCCAACCAGACCUUCUACGUGGACUUCCGCACCGAGGACGGCUCGGCCAAGGCGGGCUCGGACUACGAGUACAGCGAGGGCACCCUCAUCUUCAAGCCGGGCGAGACGCGCAAGGAGUUGGCCAUCGGCAUCAUCGACGACGACAUCUUCGAGGAGGACGAGCACUUCUUCGUGCGCCUGCUCAACCUGCGCGUGGGCGACGCCGAGGGCAUGUUCGAGGCCGACAACGAGGAGCACCCCAAGGGCAAGCUGGUGGCGCCGCUGGUGGCCACCGUCACCAUCCUGGACGACGACCACGCCGGCAUCUUCGGGUUCCGCGAGCGCUCGGUGCGCGUCAGCGAGUGCCAGGGCAAGGUGGAGGUGACGGUGGUGCGCAGCUCCGGCGCCCGCGGCACCGUCAUGGUGCCCUUCAGGACCGUCGAGGGAACCGCCCGCGGCGGCGGCGUCGACUACGAGGACGCCAGCGGGGAGCUCGAGUUCCGAAACGACGAGACGGCGUGAG